AUGGCAAAAUUGUCCAACUUCUUCUUUUUAGGGUGUUUGUUAGUCAUCAUACCUACCCUGCAUGCCAAUGUGAAAGAGGAUACCGCAUACUUUGAAAAGCAGGCUGAACAAGCUGAUUCAUAUUGGAAGGAAAGAGCAGUAAUUGCUGAAAAGGCAAACCUUGAAGCUUUUAAUCCUGACCCAUUUGCACUCACUGGCAACCUGUCUUCUACUAUUAACGAAUUCAUAGCUGGCAGCCAGACAGGAAGAAGGAACUUGAGGGGGAGAAAACGCGACGGUACAUGCUUGGCAACUAACCCCAUUGACAGGUGUUGGAGGUGUGACCCCAAUUGGGCAAAGAACCGCAAGAAGCUUGCAGAUUGUGCGCAAGGUUUUGGCAGAAAUACUAUUGGUGGAAAGAAUGGUCCAUUCUAUGUGGUAACCGAUUCCUCAGAUAAUGAUAUGGUGAAUCCAAAACCAGGUACCCUUAGGCAUGCAGUUACAAGAACUGGUCCCUUGUGGAUUAUCUUUGCUCGUAGCAUGAACAUUAGGCUCAACCAGGAGCUCAUUAUGACAAGUGACAAGACCAUUGAUGGCAGAGGAGCUGUUGUUUACAUUACUAAAGGUGCUGGUAUUACCAUUCAGUUCGUCAGGAAUGUGAUCAUCCAUGGAAUCAGGGUCUAUGACAUUGUGGUUGGCAGUGGUGGACUUAUUAGAGAUUCUGAGACCCACUAUGGUCUAAGGGGUAGGAGUGAUGGUGACGGAAUUUCCAUCUUUGGCUCUAGCAAUAUUUGGAUUGAUCAUGUUUCCAUGAGAAACUGCAUGGAUGGACUUAUUGAUGCCAUUCAGGGAUCCACUGCUAUUACCAUCUCCAAUAACCAUUUCACUGACCACAAUGAGGUGAUGUUGUUUGGUGCCAGUGAUGCUUACGAUGGUGAUAAGAUAAUGCAAAUCACAGUUGCAUUCAACCACUUUGGUAAGAGAUUGAUCCAAAGGAUGCCAAGGUGCAGAUAUGGUUUUGUCCAUGUGGUUAACAAUGACUACACUCAUUGGGAAAUGUAUGCCAUUGGUGGUAGCAAGCAUCCUACCAUCAUUAGUGAGGGUAACCGAUUCAUAGCCCCUAACAACAUUCAUGCCAAAGAGAUCACAAAGAGAGAUUACGCACCAGAGGAAGAGUGGAGUAAAUGGCAAUGGAGAUCAAUCAACGAUUUGUACAUGAAUGGAGCAUUUUUCAGACAAGCUGGACAGGAACUAGGAAGCAGACCAUUCUCAAGGUUGGACAUGAUGACAGCUAAGCCUGCUUCAUAUGUGGUUAGACUUACUCGCUAUGCUGGCAGCCGUAAAUGCGUAGUUGGCAAGCCAUGUUAA
Molecule: messenger RNA, 1347 nt
Organism: Gastrolobium bilobum
Lineage: Eukaryota; Viridiplantae; Streptophyta; Magnoliopsida; Fabales; Fabaceae
Product: probable pectate lyase 3
Exons: 4
Coding region: 1-1347 (448 amino acids)
Molecular function (GO): pectate lyase activity
Source: RefSeq, a predicted model, not a curated record